UCAUUCAAUUUCAAAACGACCUUUGGAGCUCUCCAAAAGCUACCUCAUCACCUUCAACAACUACUGGUUUUUUCAACGCUAUUAGGCUAUUCCUUUCUUUCUCAGUUUCUCUCUCAUAUUUUCAAGAAUAAGAUUCUUGUCGUUAAUCUUCAAAAAAAAAAAAAGGAAGGUGUGAAGUAGUGGUGGAUCUGAGAAAAAAAUAUGGUUAUUAUGCAAUUGAGAAGUAGUAGUAUCUAUACAAACCCAACUCACCAUGGUAUUCAUAAAGGUCUUUCACCACCAACAAUAUCAUACUCUUCACUGUCACUGUUCAAGAGAACCACUACUUCUUCUCUUGGCCAAAACGAUGUGGUUAGAGACCUAAUAACGUCAACAAGAAGAAGAAGAAAACGACAAUAUGGGAUUGUGGCCUCAACCAACGUUGGAGCUGCUCCUCUUUGGGAUAGUUGGAAGCCUGAGAAGGCUUCUUCUUCUCCUUCUCUUAGUGACAUCCUUUGGCCCUCCGCAGGGGCAUUUGCGGCGAUGGCGAUAUUAGGAAAGUUGGAUCAGGUAUUGACACCCAAAGGUGUUUCUAUGACGAUUGCCCCCUUAGGAGCUGUUUGUGCUGUCUUAUUCGCCUCACCUUCCUCUCCUGCUGCUAGGAAGUAUAACAUGUUUAUGGCCCAAAUCGGUUGCGCAGCCAUCGGUGUCCUGGCGUUCUCUGUAUUUGGCCCAGGGUGGCUUGCAAGGAGUGCUGCUCUGGCUGCUUCCAUAGCUUUCAUGAUUUACACUAAAUCUUCCCAUCCACCAGCUGCAAGCUUGCCUAUACUUUUCAUUGAUGGAGCUAAGUUUCAUCAAUUGAAUUUUUGGUAUGCUUUGUUUCCUGGUGCUGCUGGCUGCAUACUCCUCUGUUUCAUUCAAGAGUUGGUGCUGUACUUGAAGAAGAACCUCAAAUUUUGAUUUGGAUUUAUGAAAGAAAAAAAAAUCAACAUUAAUAUUCUUUUCCCAUCAAAGUAGGUGCAUGAAGUAGUACUUCAUAUGAGUUUCAAAUGAAGAAAGCCUCAUCUUGGAAGGCAAGGCAGAGGGAGUCUUGUCACCAUAAUGACCUUAUUCUUAAUCAAAAGAUAAGAAGGGCUUUCUCAUAAGAUGGAAUUGGAAAUUUGACAGCUUUGACCACCUUCCACAUUCACAAAAAGGAAUUUAAUCAUAUGACUUGGAAAAAACAUCUCAAAGGUUAAAUUCACUAGGAGGAAGGACAAAAGGGACAUAGCCAGGCCAAAUGAGGAAAAUAGUGAAAAGAUUCCAACCUUUUUCUUUGUGUGCAUACUAUCAAGUGUGUAUGGAUAGAUAAGAUUUACGAUUGUAAGAAAGCUUCAUUUAGCUUUCACACCCAAAAAAAAAAAAAAAAAAAAAACUGAGGGCUUCAUUUAGUUCAAAAAUCAAAAUGGUCAAUAUGAGAUUGCCUUGUCAUUUUGUGUA
Humulus lupulus (European hop) is the source of this 1458-nucleotide messenger RNA. RefSeq lists its product as uncharacterized. The transcript is spliced from 5 exons. The record is from RefSeq and is a predicted model, not a curated record. NCBI's taxonomy places the organism in Eukaryota, Viridiplantae, Streptophyta, Magnoliopsida, Rosales, Cannabaceae. The coding region runs from base 202 to 939 and encodes 245 amino acids.